Molecule: messenger RNA, 1551 nt
Organism: Volvox carteri f. nagariensis
Lineage: Eukaryota; Viridiplantae; Chlorophyta; Chlorophyceae; Chlamydomonadales; Volvocaceae
Exons: 10
Coding region: 1-1551 (516 amino acids)
Biological process (GO): magnesium ion transport
Molecular function (GO): magnesium ion transmembrane transporter activity; calcium ion binding
Source: RefSeq, a predicted model, not a curated record
AUGUAUGUGCAGGUCAUUGAAGCUCAACCGCACGUGCCCUUCGAGCUCAGUGUACUGGAAGUACUGCUGCACGUGACAUUGUCGUACUUCGAAAGACGGCGGGCGCAUAUAACCUGGAUGGUGGACCGAAUCGUUGGUGAUGCUGUGGCCGGCAGUGGCAGCGCUGGCGGCGGCAGUUUGGGAGAUGGUUUCGGAGGCGGCGGCGGCGGUGGCGAGGGUACGCUGGGUAACGGCGACCCUUUCGGCGGUAUCGGAGAGUCUACCGUACAACAGUUGGUACCACUUGAAAAGCUGCCGCCGCACGACUUGGCGGUGCCAGGGGUGGCGGCGGCGGCGGCGGCGGGGACGGGGGCUGUGGAGGUCACCGCGUCCCCGCCGCCGCCGCUAGCGGAGGUGGCGGCGGCGGCGGCGGCGGCGGCUCCACGCAGAGGGGGUUUUGGUGUGUUGACACCCACCAUUGGAGUGGAUCCGUUGAAGCGGCGGGAGAUGCUCCGAAACCAGGCCAUGGAAGAUGCCUCCCGUAUUUUGGAGACGUACCUUCGCGAGGUCCAGUCCGUUGUGGGGUCGCUGCUGGAGAAGGAGGAUUUUUUGGAUUCCACUCGAGAGACGUAUCGCAUGCAGCUGGACUCGGCUCGCAACCACAUCAUCCUGGUCAACUUGUGGAUCAGCGUCGCCUCCAUCAGUCUCAUGGUGGCCACAUUGCCCUCGGCGUUCUUCGGAAUGAACGUGGAGCACGGCCUUGAGGUGGUGGUGGAGGUGGUGGUGGUGGUGGUGGAGGAGGUGUGGGUGGCCUUCCCACUGAUUGUGGCGCUCUCCGUGGGCCUGGCUGUGGGCUCCUUCCCCGCGCUGCUGCGGUUCUUCACGAACCGAUUCCUCCGUCAGACCCGGCAGGGCACCAGGAACCUCCUGAUGCUGCGGGCGUUUCUGAUGCAGCACAGUGACGAUCUGGAAGCCAUCACGGAAGCGCUCCGAAGCCUGCCGGUCGCAGCAGGUCUCGAGGGCAGCCCUAUCAGUCGUACGGCCUUCCGUACACACAUGCGCAACCGCCUGCCACGUCACGUGACUCUUUCCGACUCCCAUCUAGACUACCUGUUCAACCAAUUUGACAGAGAUAAUGAUGGAGUGCUAAGCGAAGCGGAGGCGACCCUGCGCAGUAAAUUGUCGUACUCUGGCAGUAGCGGCAGCGGCGGCGGCGGCAGCCGCCGGGGCGGUAGCGGUAGCGGCCGCGGCAGUAGCAGUCGGCAUCGGCCACUGACGUUGGAUGGGGGGCCGGGGUCGCUCGGCGGUGUUGUGGGGAGCGAUGGGGAACCGUUUUUGGAUGAGUUGGAUGGUCAGGUGGAUCGGCAUCACUUUGCAGUGCCGCCGCCGCCAUGGGCCCCCCGUCUGGGUGCGAAUCAGAAGGAAACACGCCUCCAGGAGCAACGUGGUGGCGGCGGCGGCGGACAAGAAGGGAGGGUCGUCGCAUACCGCCCCCUUUCAACCCACGUGACAUCACGUGACAACAAGAAGUACGCGAGCACAAGUCGUGCCAAAGGGCGCGCGGCAGUGUAA